Messenger RNA from Amphimedon queenslandica, 463 nucleotides. RefSeq names its product transcription elongation factor 1 homolog. Lineage: Eukaryota; Metazoa; Porifera; Demospongiae; Haplosclerida; Niphatidae. The transcript is spliced from 3 exons. Gene Ontology annotation, molecular function: RNA polymerase II complex binding. Gene Ontology annotation, biological process: transcription elongation by RNA polymerase II. Bases 50 to 301 code for a protein of 83 amino acids. The record is from RefSeq and is a predicted model, not a curated record. Gene Ontology annotation, cellular component: transcription elongation factor complex.
CGUGGUUCUUUCUUUUUGGUUGCUCUGGGGUUAAAAAUUAAAGUAAGAAAUGGGAAGAAGAAAGUCCAAGAGAAAGCCACCGCCAAAGAAGAAGAUGACGGGAGCACUGGACACUCAGUUCACCUGCCCUUUCUGUAAUCACGAGAAAUCCUGUCAAGUCAAGAUGGAUAAAGUGAGAAAUACUGGCCUGAUUGUCUGUCAAGUCUGUCUCGAGGAUUUUCAAACAUCGAUUAACUAUUUAUCGGAACCAGCAGAUGUGUACAGUGAUUGGAUUGAUGCCUGUGAAGCAGCAAACAAUUAAUGAAUAUAAUAAUAUCACCCAAUGACACCCAUACUAAUAAUAGCACACUGCAGUGUGGUCAUUAUGACAUCGUGUACUGUGAUACUUCUUUGAUUGUAUUACUUUGUAUAGUGUACUAACACUGAUAGUGUUAUCCAUUGAUUCAUGUUAACAUAGAAUCAA